Leishmania mexicana MHOM/GT/2001/U1103 is the source of this 1629-nucleotide messenger RNA. RefSeq lists its product as hypothetical. The transcript has a single exon. The record is from RefSeq and is a predicted model, not a curated record. Bases 1 to 1629 code for a protein of 542 amino acids. NCBI's taxonomy places the organism in Eukaryota, Euglenozoa, Kinetoplastea, Trypanosomatida, Trypanosomatidae.
AUGUCCGCACCACACCUGUUAUCUUUGCUACACCCAGCCGCUUCUUGUAGCCCGCCUCCCAUCGCCGUGCUGACAUGGAUGCUCGCGACGGAAGAGCGACUGGACCGCCAGGUUGUACACAUCGCGGAGUUGGAGGCGAGGCACGACAUCACUGCUCUGCUGGCUCACUCCUUCUUCGCGAUGUCGACGUCACGUCCACGUUCGGAGUGGCGUCCUGCUCGUUCAGAGCCAGACUCACAGCUGGAGUGCCUGGCUGCCGCAUCGAGCGGCCACAGCGAGGACGACAGUGACACGGUGGUGAAGCGAACGUAUCGCGCCGCGUCCUGUGCCGAAUCGCUGUCGCCAACAGAGCUCCCUCUAAGACGCACACACUCCUCCGGGCACGCCAGCGCGUUGGCACGACAACGCGAAAAUGGCAAACGCCGCAGCACGCCAGAGCUGCCGCUGUCUUCCCUCUGGCAGCAGCUGGCAGACCUCGAGGAGCGACUGACCGAAGUAGAAUGGGCAACGGUGCACUGCAAAGGGUCGCAGCCGACGCCCGACGCACCUCGACCACAACAACGCCGUGUCGACUCGUCCAGGCCAACGAUGGACGACUGUGUUGCUCUUCUCGACUCUCUGCUCACAUCGCAAGAGGGGACGCGCACGCCUCAAUGGACUGCCUCGGCAACCGGUGCAGCGCUACCGUGGCGACAGCAGCGACCGUCGCAAGAGACUGAGCGCCAUGUACCGCUGCGGCUCCACUCUCGGCAGCAGUACAUGCUGAGUAUACUCGCCAAGCUUCGCGAUGCGCUGCGCAGUACCCAAGCCUCAUACGAGGAAGCCACGGGCAUUCGCGCACCCGUCUCGUUGGAGACACUCCUACAGCUGCCACCGGAGACCCUGCCGCUUCUCAUGUGCACCGACGACGGCAUGCGCGACGUGCGUCAGACUCAGUGCCGUCAUCCCUGCGACGCCUCUGGUGGAACAGCCGCGUGGUGUGGCCUCCUGUCCAGCACCUCUAUUUACACGCUGUGGACCACGCUCAUGGAUGGCGUCGACAUGCUCCCCUGUUUCUCGCGCGCUGUGGCAGAGGCGCUCUGGGCAGCAGUGCUGUGGAUGCAUGCGUGUGCCACUCUUGCGCCUCUCGGUCAGACGUUUUUUGCGCCCCUCGCGAGCGGCAAGGGAGAAGGGUGCAGCCACACUCGACCUCUUCCAGCUGAGAUACAGCAGCAGCAGCGCACCGGCUCUGCGUCUCCGUUGCAACACCGACCAGUACGGCGCCAAGCAGAGCCUCGGCAGCUGCGCUCUCCCUCGGAGGCGCGUGAGCGAUUGGCCGUACGUCACCAACGCGCCAUCGCCCCGACCCUGAAGAGUCGGCUGCAAGAGGAGGAGGAGCGGUGGGCGUACCGAGACUUUCCUGUCCGCCGCGGAUUCACCGCGCCGACGGUGUACGAUGAUCUCUUUCCCUUGCCGACUGCUGUCUCCGCAUUUGUGGAGCCCCCGCUGCACACCAUGCCAUCGCCGUCACUGGCGGCCGAACGGAGCAGCGGUGCUGCGGUUGCAGAGGCGAAGGAGGAGGCGGCGGCAGCGGCCAUCGGACUCGAUUUCUAUACUGGACCUGCGCGCAGGUCGCGGUCGCUCGUGUAA